AAUAGUUAAAAUCAGUUCUUUUUACUCAAAGAGCAAAAAACCAGAGCUUUGAUCGGUGCUGCCACUUAUUAGGGCAGGUGGUUUGGCAUUGUUUUAUCGGAUUAUGCAAAUUUUCAGACGCCGAAACAUCUUUCUACUCAAGAAUUCGUUGAUUCCCUCUUUCUUACCUGCAAAACAAAAGGCUGCUGCUGCUACAAGCCAUGGCGGCUCAUUUCAUUCCACGCCUUUUACCUGUGAAAAAUGGAAGAACAAAUGGAAUUUUGAUAAAAGAAGCACUCAACAACCAACUAAGAGUUAUGAAAGAUAUGCAAUACGUCAAAAGCGUGCUGAAACAAAGAGAGCUUUGAGAAAUCUUUUCUUUAGUGACCGAGCCUCGAAUAUUUCAUUUCAGGAUGAAGAUCCAAUAUGGAAAUUUGAUGGGACAGACCGCUGGGAUUCAGAUGGCUCUGUUAAGAAGAACCAGUCGAGGUUUUCUGGACGAUGUGCUGGGAAAUCUAACUGCAGGAAAAGUAAACGACGGCUUAGAAGAGAGAGUUUCUCGGAGGACUUUGAUAAUCCCGAGACUAUAUUCGAAUCUACAUUUGGGAACAAGUGGUAUACUUGGUCUUUUAGGGGCGAUUUUACUUUCCGAAAUUCAGAAUCUGAAUUUGAGUGGAUAGAAAAAUCGGACCGUACUAAUCGAAGAACAGGAGAGCAGGACACUCCUAGUGAAAAUGAGUCCGAGGAUAAGGAAUAUGCAGUAGUGGGAUCAUGUUCUGAUAGAGUGAUCCUUGGACUACCUCCAACUGGCAGCUUAAAGCUCGAAGAUGUUAAAAAGGCCUUCCGCUUAUCAGCUUUGAAGUGGCAUCCUGAUAAACAUCAAGGUCCUUCACAGGCAAUGGCUGAAGAGAAAUUUAAAACAUGUGUUGCAACAUACAAAUCAUUAUGUCAUGCUUUAGCCCGAGGCGAUUAGUAUUCCUUCGAAUUUAAGCUCCAAGUAGAGAAUAACUACAACAGUAAUGUAUACUUUUUUCUUUUGUAAUCUUUUAAAUAAGCAAUUCUCAUCCACCCAAGUUCUCUUCAAAAGUUACAGUUUUUGGUCUCAUAAUUAACAAUGGGCCAUAUAUGUAUUUUUAACAAGGGAACAGAAAUUUUAUAGCUUAA
Messenger RNA from Hibiscus syriacus, 1143 nucleotides. RefSeq lists its product as uncharacterized. Bases 104 to 952 code for a protein of 282 amino acids. The record is from RefSeq and is a predicted model, not a curated record. Lineage: Eukaryota; Viridiplantae; Streptophyta; Magnoliopsida; Malvales; Malvaceae. The transcript has 7 exons.